AUGAAGACACCUCAUAUUCUCAGCCCUACGCAGACGGAACUAACAAACAAUGAUGAUGGCCCUAAUGGCUUCGACCUUUUCGACCUUAGUGUUUUGGGAAUCCCAACCUCAACAUCUGGGGCCGAGAUUGAUCCAAUUACAGUAACGAACGACCUUUUGGCGAAUAUUAUUAGCUACGACGAAAACCUGGGUUUUCUCCCUGAAUCAUCCCAAGUGGCAUCUUCAAAGGCACUUGGUGAGGGGUUCACCCUCGAAGCCCAACAUGGCACUUUCACUAGUCCGGCCAUGGCAUCAUCUUCAACUUCGAUAGGCUUCCAGGUUGAACCUUUACUCCCUUCAACGGCUACAGGAAACCAGGUCCAAGGCACCAAUUCAUCGUCGAUAGCAAUCCCCCAGCCAAUCGUACCUACUGAAACACCAAAAUCCCCUGUCUCUCACUCACCCACAUCUCUCUCACCAAAAAAGCGGAAAUCAAAAGUCAAAAAGGUUUACACCUGUACGAGCGACGGUUUCUACACCACUUGCAAUAGGACAUACGGAGAGCACAUGCUUAAAAGCCACAAUAUCAAGCCCUUCGGAUGCGAGAACUGCAAUUUUGGAACCGCCAGGAGUGACAACUUGCUAAUUCACGGUCGUUCCUGCAAGGGCAAACAAAAAAAGGCUGCAAAGAUACCGGAGUUUCCGAAACGGCAGAGGGUCCAGAAGCGAGUAUCGCUGAAGAAUAUACCAGAAUCGAUACCGGAAACCUUGGCGUCAAUGUCGAAGGUUGACGGAUUAGUGGCGCCUCUGGACCCACUCCCUUUAGUUGAUUCUUCCGAAACAGCUUCAGAGAACACUCUCAUGAAGGGCAAUCAAGAGCCAAGUCCCUUACCCCAGAGCCACGCUCCCAACCAGAACUCCGAAUGUCAAUUACCAAAUCUAGAAAGCGGUACAUCUCCAACGAGUCCCAAAGAAACCAAUAUAUGCACAUCCUCCGGCUCUUUCGAAAUUUAUGACCUAAUAGCCAAGAUUGCGACUCUCGAACAGGAAAAAGCUGUUCUCAAGCAAGAGAACAAUACUCUCAGUCAAGAAAACUGUACGCUGAAAGCUGAGAAACGCGCCCGAGAGGUCACAAGUCAAAGAAUCGAAGAACUGGAAGAAGAACUGGAGCAGACCCGAUUUGACCGCGGUGUCUGGCAAAACAAAUGCAGAGAAAUGUGGAAGGUGAGUAGACAGAAAUCGAAAUCGAAAUCGAAAGAGGAACCAUGA
Messenger RNA from Orbilia oligospora ATCC 24927, 1248 nucleotides. RefSeq lists its product as uncharacterized. Bases 1 to 1248 code for a protein of 415 amino acids. The transcript is spliced from 4 exons. The record is from RefSeq and is a predicted model, not a curated record. Lineage: Eukaryota; Fungi; Ascomycota; Orbiliomycetes; Orbiliales; Orbiliaceae.